AUGGGACAGUUAGCUCAGAUACGACACGCGUUGAAAGACCUUUAUCUGAAUAUAUUUGGCGGUCGACGGAGGUGUGAGUCCACCAGACGUCUGGACGGAAAGGUAGUGGUGGUCACCGGCGCUAACACAGGGCUCGGCAAAGUGACUGCAUUACAACUGUCCCUUAGGGGCGCUAAGGUGUACAUAGCGUGUAGAGACUUAGGGAAAGCCGAUAUAGCGGUUAAGGAGAUAUUAGCAGACAAUCCCAGUGCUAAUAUUGUAACCAUUAAACUGGACCUGAGCUCAUUCAAGUCGAUCCGUGAGUUUGCCGAUGACCUGGCUAUACGUGAGCCACACGUGGAUAUACUGGUGAAUAAUGCGGGCGUUUUCAUGUGUCCCGAGUGGAAGACUGCCGACGGGUUUGAGAUGCAGUUUGGCACUAAUCACCUUGGCUCAUUUCUAUUAACCCUAUCAUUGAUGCCAUUACUGAAGAAGUCAGUGGCGGCCCGAGUGGUGAACCUGGCGUCCAGUGCCCACAUGACCGGCCAAAUCAACUUCGAUAACAUUAACCUCAAUAACGGCGCCUACAGUCCAAUGAAAGCCUACGCCCAGAGUAAACUGGCUAACAUACUGUUCACCCGGGAA
Molecule: messenger RNA, 624 nt
Organism: Oppiella nova
Lineage: Eukaryota; Metazoa; Arthropoda; Arachnida; Sarcoptiformes; Oppiidae
Source: the annotation of a GenBank genome assembly